Molecule: messenger RNA, 2444 nt
Organism: Neolamprologus brichardi
Lineage: Eukaryota; Metazoa; Chordata; Actinopteri; Cichliformes; Cichlidae
Source: RefSeq, a predicted model, not a curated record
AUGUCCGCAUCAACGGGGGCCAGUUCAGUGCCGAGUUUGUCGACGCCGGAGCGGACACCGGACACCGCAGGUGACGCUAAUGGGCACACUCUGAGGGAUGAAGAGCAGAGGCUGCGGGUCCUCCCUUCACUGAGGCCCAGUGGCAGGCUGGAGGCGGUCCAGCUGAUGGGGAUGAUGGACGACAUGCUGGAGAAGGCUGGAGUGGAUGAGCAGAGCGAGGAGCUGGCUGAGCUUUCACAACUGGAGGGUCUGCUCGAGCUCGUGAAGGUCGAGCAAAAUAUCUACAACAUCGUCUUCCACGAACUGAUCAGGCAGGUGAGCGUGGGCUGUGCCGAGAGAGGACAGCUGCUCGCCAAACUCAGACAGCGCUACCAGUCGCUGCUGGAUCGAGUCCCGCGGCGCCUGAAGGCUCUGCACACCGAGGUGGUGGCGCAGCGGGCUCUGGAUCGUCGGCUCACAGAGGAGAUCCACCACAUCAAGUUAACCAUUCAGCAGCUUAGCAUGGAACUUUCUAAAAUCCGGGACCACGAUGCUUUUGUUUCCCACCAGGCGGAGCACGCUCACUGGCAGCUAGCCGAGGCACUCAAACAGACUCGCACCGACUCAAAGUUAGUGAUCAGUGUGAAGAAGCUGCAUCUGGUUAGUCAGCUGCAUAUCAGUGAGCAGAGCUGGUUCAAGACCGCAGAGCACUGCAUCCUGUUCCUCACAUCUAAGGACACAGAGUGCAUUAACAUCAUCAUGGAGAGCACAGACUACUGGAGGAAGCAGCUGGCUGCUUUCAUGGCCCAGCUGAAGCAGACUGAACACGCCCACUGUGCACAGAUCAGUGCCAUCCAGCAAGGCAUCAACAAGUGGCUUUCCUUCUGCUCCUCAGAUAAUAAGCUUCCUGAACCCAAAUAUGACAAAACAUCAGUGGAAGAGAUUCAUGCCGAUUUGCAGCAGUGGUCAAAUAUGUUAGCACUGCUGUGUGAACACUACCAAGGCGAGAAACAGCUGAACUGCCAGCAGACACUUGGUGAACUUGGUGAUAUCCAGGAAAGAUGGCUGAAUAUGAGCCUGCAGCUCUUUAGUAGACACCCUUCAGCUGACGGGGGACCUCCUGAAGGCCAGCACGCCCAGACAGAACUGGACAACGAGCUGUGCGAGCUCCUCAGAGAGCUGGACGUUCAAGUGAAUGGAGACAAUGGGCUCCAUGGAAAUGUGAUGUCACUGCUCGGUCUGAUGGAGUCAUGGGGAUCCAAACUUGCCACGGUGAUUGAAGAUCCCGAAAAGAUGGCCGUCUCUGAUUGGUUAGAGCUGGAGAGAGCGCUGCACAGCUGGAAGAGUUUGGCUGACGAAGCUUUUCGGCACUUCUCCAACAAAACGGACAAUAAACCGGAUACUUCCGCAGAGGCAGAAAAGCUGUUUGACAAAAUCCAGGCGUUUGUAACCAACCUGUCGGACUUCACUGAGGGGGAGAACUUUAGGCUCCAUGAAGAAAUCAGAUCUGUUCACGUGGCUCAGACUCGGUGGAUGUUGGAGCUCUUACUCCUUGUGGUUCCCAACCACAGCGAGGAGGAAAACCAAGAAGAAGAACCCCACCGGUACAUUCCAGAAAUUUCACAGGAAACUCUGGAUGAGGAUGCGCAGAUGCUGGCUGAGAAGCUGGAUCGCUUGUCCAGCUACAUCACCAGUUCGUGCAGCCUGGUCCUGGAGGAGCAGGUUCACCUGAACACGCUGUCAGCUCAGGCUCAGAAUGACAUGAACGAGUUCAAAAAGCUGCAGAGGGAGUGUGGUGAUUGGGUGGAGACCUGCAGGAUACUGCUCACAGGUGUUAAAGGUGCUCCCGUGGAGCUGCCCGUCACGCCGCCUGCACCCGUUUCCAGCAGUGGCGUCUCGGACUGUCCAGCAGACGGUGCGGAGGCUGUGGUGAGGAUCCAACUCGAAAGCCCUGUGCUGAAUCUCAUCAAUUAUGAUGGAAACGUUGCACAAAGGAAGCUUGGAGCGCGCAGUGUCCAGCUAGAAAGGACGGGCGAGCUGGUCGUGUCUCCAGUGACAGACGAUAACCAGAAAGCUUUCAAGGAUCUGACCACAGUAGGAUUACUGCAGCAAGAACUGCAUGAUUCUGAGGUGCGAGCGCAGAUUGCGGAGAAGCGAGCCCUCGAAGCCGAGGAGGCUCUGCAGGAAGCACUGAAGAAGAUUAAAGACCUGGAGAGACAACUGCAGGGUCGCCCCAGCGUGGAGCCCCCCAGUACUGAAGAAAAAAAGAAAACGCCGCCACCUUCACCGCAACCAGAAACGACACCAACUCCUCGGAAGAAAACGGCAACCGCAGUCAAACCAACGAGCAGCAGCAGAAAGACCAAGAAAUGAUGAUCGGACGUCUCUGUUUAUUUUAACCAGCGUUAAAUACUUUUUUGGUUUACAUGUGAACAGGAGGGAACAUAAAAACAUCACUGACCAUC